AUGGCGGACAGUCCUGGUGGAUAUGGCGGUGGCAGCGGCAGCCACGAAAACGGUGGAGACGGCGGGGGUGAUCAGAGCCCCAAGUCCAACGUGCGCGAGCAGGAUCGGUUCCUCCCGAUUGCAAACAUCGGCCGUAUCAUGAAGAAGGCCCUGCCUACCAAUGGAAAGAUCGCUAAGGAUGCAAAGGACACUGUUCAAGAAUGCGUGUCCGAAUUCAUCAGCUUUGUCACCAGCGAGUAUGCAUUUUUUUCCCCUUUGAGCUGCGGAGUUUGUCUGUGCAAUUUAUAUCGAUUUUAUAUUUUGUAA
Molecule: messenger RNA, 306 nt
Organism: Striga hermonthica
Lineage: Eukaryota; Viridiplantae; Streptophyta; Magnoliopsida; Lamiales; Orobanchaceae
Source: the annotation of a GenBank genome assembly